GGGAGGCACCGUUAGGAGGCGCUCGAGAAGCUGCAGCAGGAAUUCCCGCCCUCUCUGCUACAGCCCCAGUAACCCCAGCGCGCAGGCGACCGAGAGUAACCUCGCGGUGGGGUGACGGGGCCCCCCCCAUUUCUACCCGGACUCUCGCCUGCUCCUGCCUCAGCCAAUGGGAAGCCAGCGAGCGGGCCGGCCGGACGCUCACUCUCGUGGACUCCUCCCCAAAGCAGUUAGAACAGAGUUGUACAAUCACCUCUCCGUGGGCUUUAGACUUUUCCAAUGGAAACUCUAGUUCCCGGUUCCAAGCCCCGCCCACCUCUCGGCCUACCGGGUUUUCUUUCUCGGCAGUCACCUUUGCCUUACAAACGUUCAGGCCCGCCUUCUUCUUACCUUGCUUCAUUAGGCCCCGCCCUACGCUUGGAUCGACCAAUAAUAGUGUGAUCCUGGAGCCUCUGGGCGGGCCUGCAGCCAAUGCGCACGUCGUGGGCGGGCCCCGGGCCGGAAUAGGAGGUAUAGCUACAGCAUUUUGCCCACAUUCGGGGCGCGCGAAGUUAGGGGGUCCCUUAGGGGCGCCCGGAGUUAAGAUGGCGUCCGCAGCUGACUGGGACGUAGGAACUGUGGUGGAGCUGGUGAGGGUGCUGCGGUCGGGUUUCGAGGAGCUGAGCCUUAACAAGUUGGCGACGUCCUUGGGCGCGUCAGAACAGGCGCUGCGGCUCAUCAUCUCCAUCUUCCUGGGUUAUCCCAUUGCGUUGUUUUAUCGACGUUACCUUUUCUACAAGGACAGCUACCUCAUCCAUCUCUUCCACACCUUUACAGGCCUCUCAAUUGCUUAUUUUAACUUUGGAAACCAGCUCUACCACUCCGUGCUGUGUGUCAUGCUUCAGUUCCUCAUACUCCGACUGAUGGGCCGCACCAUCACUGCUGUCCUCACAACCUUUUGCUUCCAGAUGGUCUACCUUCUGGCUGGAUAUUAUUACACUGCCACUGGCAACUACGAUAUCAAGUGGACAAUGCCACAUUGUGUUCUGACUUUGAAGUUGAUUGGUUUGACAAUUGACUACUUUGACGGAGGGAAAGAUCAGAAUUCCUUGUCUUCUGAGCAACAAAAAUAUGCCAUACGGGGUGUUCCCUCCCUGCUGGAAGUUGCUGGUUUCUCCUACUUCUAUGGGGCCUUCUUGGUAGGGCCCCAGUUCUCAAUGAACCACUACAUGAAGCUGGUGCAGGGACAGCUGACUGACAUGCCAGGGAAGACACCAAACAGCAUCAUACCUGCUCUCAAGCGCCUGAGUUUGGGCCUUGUCUACCUAGUGGGCUACACUCUGCUCAGCCCCCACAUCACAGAAGAUUACCUCCUCACUGAUGACUAUGAGAACCGCCCUUUCUGGUUCCGCUGCAUGUACAUGCUGAUCUGGGGCAAGUUUGUGCUGUACAAAUACGUCACCUGUUGGCUAGUCACAGAAGGAGUAUGCAUUUUGACAGGGCUGGGUUUUAAUGGCUUUGAUGAAAAUAGAAAGGCAAAGUGGGAUGCCUGUGCUAACAUGAAGGUGUGGCUCUUCGAGACAACCCCCCGCUUCACUGGCACCAUCAGCUCUUUCAACAUCAAUACCAAUGCCUGGGUGGCCCGUUACUUCUUCAAAAGACUGAAGUUCCUUGGAAAUAAAGAACUAUCCCAGGGUCUCUCAUUGCUAUUCUUGGCCCUCUGGCAUGGCCUACACUCAGGAUACCUGAUCUGCUUCCAGAUGGAAUUCCUCAUUGUUAUCGUGGAAAGACAGGCUGCCCGCCUAAUUCGAGAAAGCCCAACCCUGAGCAACCUGGCCUCCACUACUGCCCUACAGCCUUUCUUCUAUUUGGUGCAACAGACCAUCCACUGGCUCUUCAUGGGUUACUCAAUGACUGCCUUCUGCCUCUUCACAUGGGACAAAUGGCUUAAGGUGUAUAAAUCCAUUUAUUUUCUUGGCCAUACCUUUUUCUUGAGCCUACUAGUCAUAUUGCCUUAUCUUCACAAAGCAAUGGUGCCAAGAAAAGAGAAGUUAAAGAAAAUGGAAUAACCCAUUUCUUGGUAAGUAGACUUCCCUACAGCUAAGCUCAAACUGCCAGGUUACAGAGUAGCACAACAGAUUGAAAAAAAGAUGUUGUUAGCUGUCAUCAAGCCGGUCCCAAUUCAUGGCAACCCCAUACACGAUGGAACAGAAAGCUGCCCAGUCCUGCACCAUCCCCAUGAUCAGGUGCAGUUUGGACAGUGUUGCAUUGUGAUCCAUAGGGUUUUCAGUGGAUGAUUUUGGAAGUAGAUUGCCAGGUCUCUCUUCCUAGUCCACCUUAGUCUAGAAGCUCGGGGAGCCUAUUCAGCAUUAUAGCAAUAUGUAAGCCACCUCUGGCAGACAAGUGGUGGCUGUGCAUGAGGUGCUUUGGCCGGGAAUCAAACCUAGGUCUCGCGCAUGGAAGGCAAGAAUUCUACCACUGAACAGCCCCGGCCACUAAGGGACACUUACUUCACUCCCUUAUAUCUUUUUGAUUGUUGUACAACGGCCAUGUAUUAGUAUUGGUAACUUGGAGUGAAUUUCAAGGUAGCCUAGCUACCAGGAAACACAGCGUAGGGCACUGACUAUUCUGAUUUACUGAGGCAUGCUAGGAAGAUGCUGAAGGGCUUCAGGUCAGGCACUAGGAGCAGCAACUCUAACCAGCCUGCCAGUCAAACUUCUUCUCUUGCAGGUGGCCUAGAGCAGGACUGACGCAGAAACUACUCGUCUCCCUUUUCACAGGACUCCCUCGCCCCAGAGCACAGAGAACACAGAAGCCAGGAAGUUGGAAGACAUGGCACUCCUAGCUGUGCUGCUGCUGCCAGCCAAGUCUUCAUUUGGGGCCAAAGGGGAAACUCUUGUGGGAGGAGUAGAGGGGUCCAUGUCUCCCCUCUGGGCUCCCCCAUGCACGUUGCCUUAUCUCUCCCCCUCUAGCCAGGAAUCUGUUGUGUUUUUCUUCUGCCAAUUUACUAUGAUUGUAUAUGUACCGCUAUCACCACCCCCCCCAUGGGGGGGAGGGAAGGGGUACAAGGCCCCUGCCUGCUCCACUUUUUCUACCUUGGAACUGUACCAGAUAAAAUCACUUCUGUUUAUUCAGUUUUUCA
Molecule: messenger RNA, 3118 nt
Organism: Loxodonta africana (African savanna elephant)
Lineage: Eukaryota; Metazoa; Chordata; Mammalia; Proboscidea; Elephantidae
Gene: LPCAT3
Product: lysophosphatidylcholine acyltransferase 3
Exons: 12
Coding region: 582-2045 (487 amino acids)
Biological process (GO): phosphatidylcholine biosynthetic process; lipid modification
Cellular component (GO): membrane
Molecular function (GO): 1-acylglycerophosphocholine O-acyltransferase activity; lysophospholipid acyltransferase activity
Source: RefSeq, a predicted model, not a curated record